AAGAGUGGCCUUUUACAUGUCUAACCCCACAAAAUAAAACUUAAAAAAAUCGUCGUUCCUCCGUGUUGAGGCUGUUGACACGCACGUGCGAAAGAAACAAAGCGAGAAAAAUCAAACCGUCUUCAGUCGAACGAUGAUUGCUUCCAGGUCUCUCUGCCUCCUCAGGAUCAAUCGAGUUAUAAAUUUUACCAAUACGUAUGCAAAACCAGUUCAGAGAAUCUGCUCAGUUCACACUUUGAGCUCUGGUCAGAGGAUGGGUGGUGCAAAAGACAAGGUAGGUGCUCUGGACAGAAACAGAAAACGGAAAACAGUUAAUCCUGUAUGGAGACCAAUAUCUACGCAAGCCAAUUCUGUUGAAGGAUCCUUGGUUAAAGAUGUUACUGUUGAGUCGGAAUAUGGAAAUCAAUAUCAAGAAGUCCAAUGUAGCACUUCAAGCAACCUUUCAAAGGCUCCUAAUGCCAUAGAUGUCACUGAAACUAUAAAAGAAAUAGCCAGUUCAACUCUCAGUUCUGGCUCCCUGCAGGGUAAUACUGAAGUUGGACCUUCGGAAGGAGUGCCCAUACUUUCUGCUGAUAUGCAUACACUUUUGGUUGAGGUGGGAGCGUCUCUUAUUCGAUUUAUUAAGGGAAAAGGGGGGUCUACACAGAGGGAAAUUGAAGCGGAUAUGGGAGUUAAGAUCAUCUUCCCAUCAUCGAAAAAGGACAACUUUGUUACCAUUGAGGGCAUCUCAAUAGAGGGUGUGACUAGAGCUUCAGAAAAGAUACAAGCUAUAAUUGAUGAGGCAGUCAAGAGCCCCAAUCUGGAUUACUCUCACUUUGUCUCUCUUCCAUUGGCAAUACACCCUGAGUUGGUUGAUAAGCUUCUCAGUUUUCAGAAUAUCGUACUUGGAAACAGCAAUGAUUGCCUAGAUGGGAAUCAUGACACUGAUUCUGAUGAAGUUACUUCUGACAAUGAAAAUGAAGGACAACAACUAGAUAAAAGACCUGAUGUUGCGGUUGAACUUAAAGUUCAAAGUGAUCAUGAGCAUGUUAAAGUGGAUCUAACUAGCAUACCUUUUGUUAGUUACCUACCUAAAGCAUCAAAGUCUUCUGUAACUGGGAGAAUCACUGGUAAGCCGACAGAUUUGGGUAUCGACAAAUCCAUAUUCAUUCAACCAAGAACUUUUCACUUAACCGUGCUCAUGUUGAAGCUGUGGAACAAGGACCGGGUUGAUGCAGCAGCUGAGGUUUUGAAGAGUGUCUCCUCAAAGGCGAAGGAUGCAUUGGAUAAUCGGCCUGUUUUUGUUAGGCUUAAGGGUCUGGAUUGCAUGAGGGGCUCUUUGGCAAAAGCACGUGUACUUUAUGCACCUGUGGAAGAAAUUGGCAAUGAGGACCGACUUAUGCGUGCCUGUCAAGUCAUUAUUGAUGCUUUUGUUGAGGCCGGCCUUGUUUUGGAGAAAGUCUCUAAACCGAAGUUGAAGUUGCAUGCUACCGUUAUGAAUGCCAGGCAUAGGAAAGGGAAGAACCGAAAUAAAAAGUUUGAUUCCUUUGAUGCACGAGGCAUUUUCAAGCAGUUUGGAACUGAGGAAUGGGGGGAGUAUCUUAUCCGUGAAGCUCAUCUUUCACAAAGGUUUGUGUUUGAUGAGAGCGGAUAUUAUCACUGCUGUGCAUCAAUACCAUUUCCUGAAAACAUGCAAGUAGACUGAUUAACUUGGAUUGGGACUCUCAGUCCUAUUUUCUCCUGUAGGAAAGAAAUCAACAUGUACUUAUUUAUGCUUACCGUUCCCUGUGGCUUUGCAUAUAUAGUUUCUAAACAGUUAUCAUUUCAGUGCAUCCAGUUUCUUGUCAGCCAUGGUCAUGGCACUGCAUGUGUUAUGGUUGCAGAGCUGUGUGGCUACCAGAUACCAGAUACUCUAGUCUAAGGUUCUUGAUGUCAACAGUUUUGCCCUUCAAUUCCUUUUACUAAUAGUAGUCUAUGGUUCCCUCCCA
Tripterygium wilfordii is the source of this 1967-nucleotide messenger RNA. RefSeq lists its product as uncharacterized. Gene Ontology annotation, biological process: regulation of DNA-templated transcription; DNA alkylation repair. Gene Ontology annotation, molecular function: RNA binding. Lineage: Eukaryota; Viridiplantae; Streptophyta; Magnoliopsida; Celastrales; Celastraceae. Gene Ontology annotation, cellular component: nucleus. The record is from RefSeq and is a predicted model, not a curated record. The coding region runs from base 134 to 1684 and encodes 516 amino acids. The transcript has 14 exons.